AUGCGUACAGAGGUUAUCAAGGCGGACACCAUUGAUGUGGCCGUCGAAAGGAUUCUCGUUGAACUUGGGAAACACACUACAAGCAGCAGAGAGAAUGCCAUCUAUUUUGAUGGCUGGGAUGGUCUUGGGGCAUCUUCCGUCCUGCAAGCCGUAGCCAAACGCCUUGAAGUAUCAAAUGAGCUGUCAAAGAGGCCUGCAGGGCUAGAGUUUGAGAAAAUCAUCCACAUUGACUGCUCAAAGUGGAAGAGCAGAAGAGCAAUGCAGAGGGAAAUAGCAGAGCAGCUGAACCUUCCCAACUGGGUGAUGGAGAUAUUUGACAAGCAAGAUGAGGAGGAUGAUUUCAAUGGAUUAGAUGAAGGCUCUCGAACUGAGAUAGCACAAGUUGUCAGAGAGAUCUAUCAAAGAACACAGAAUCAGAGAUUCUUGGUGAUCCUGCACAAUGGAAGCAGUGAGGAGAUUGAUAUAUUCGACUUCGGUCUUUCUUUAGAUCGAUAUUCUAGUAGCAAGAUGUUGUGGACUUUCCAAGGGAGGUUUCGGCUUGAUCCCAAGAUGAUAGACAGUGUGAAGAAGAGCACAACAACAGGUGUUCUUCUUUCAGCUUCAGGAGAUAGGCAAGAUCCACGGGAGCUUUGGUCAUAUCUAGUGAGCCACGAGGCUGCACAAGUUUCCAGCAAUAAGUAUGGCCAUGUCAUCAUCGAUCCAGCUAUUGCUGCUCAGUGCGUCUUGUAUAUGUUGAAGCAAUCUUGGAUUGGCUCUCGCAUCAUUGACUAUGACAGGGCUAUCCACACCAGUAACUAUUGGAUAUGCGAUGGCAUCAUUGCACUGACAGACAUUGACAGAGCAUGGAGAGUUGGUGAUGUUUUGCAGCAUGAGAUGCCAUUCUUGAACAUUGACACCCAUCUCAAGAAUGAUGAAUCAGCAGGAAUGGCUUCCUAUCACCUGGCAAAGUCUGCUGAGCACAUGCCGUACUGGAUAUCGACAACAACUUCAACUUCCGGAUUUGUAGUGAGCCCCUCCGGUGUAAUUCCUGAGAAUAUGUUUUCGCACUCGCACAUGCUCGGCGUGCUCAAGCUCUCAAGGUGUGCCUUCAGUUUCUCAUCGCCUCCAUUCCUCUGUUGCCACAGCCUGAGAUUCCUGUGGCUUGAACAUUGCCGAGACCUCGUAACAGGGAGAAGUACAACAGAUCAUCACCAUACAGAGGCAAACAAGGAGUUGGGCAACCGGACCACGACAUCGUGGGAAUGCUUCCAGAGCUUGUGGGUGCUUGACCUGCGCUACACAGGUUGGGAUCAGAUCUGGUCCACAAGGGUGAUGGAUCUAAUGACCCAGCUCAGGGAGCUAAACGUGAUGGGAGCUGAAAACUGGGACAUGAGCCAUUUGCGAGGACGGCUGCGUAACAUUCGCAAGUUCCGGGUAACAAAGUCCACGUGCUUCUUCAGUGACAACAUGCUCUCGGAGAUGGAAAAUAUGGAGCUUCUUGAUUUUCCGGGAAACAUCAUCAGACAAGGCAUGGCAAGCAACAGUAGCCUCAAGACCGUGAUUAUUGAUGAAUUUGAUGGUUUAAAAAAAUCUUUUAAGGGCAAUAUGGAAUUGAAGAACUUGUACAUGAAAAGAAUUUCGAGGGGUCUCGAGGAGCUGGACCUGUCGGAUACAAGUGUGAAAACUCUUGACCUCAGAGGAGUGGAAGCCAAAUCACUCCCUAAGCGGAUUAUCCUGCUAGGCUGCGAGAAGCUUGGCACAAUUGUAUGGGCACUGCGUGUGACAGAUGGAUGGUGGCCGGAAGUGCUGCACAUUGACACCACCUCAACAUUAACAUCAGCUUUUUUUUCUUUGCGAACAACAUUAACAUCAGCUUACGCAGGGGAGGCACCACUUGCACUUCCACAUGCUGAUCGAUCCCUCCAACAGUAUAAAGAAGAAACGUUUAAGGGUGGAUGGCGGAUUACUCUUACAGAAACAAGGCUUCUUAGGUCGCUUGCUUCUACUGCUACAUCGCUGCACGUGUAUGAUAACUCGUCCAUCACCAGUAUAUCUGCACCUCCCCAAGGACCAGGAUGGUAUGAUCUAGGAUGGUGCCCGGUUGAGAGGUGCCCCAAGUUGCGCACAGUCUUCGCCGUUCCCCAGCGCGGUGCUGUGUGUCGGUUUGGUUAUCCGCACACAUUCUGGGCAUCCCAGCUCCUUUCUGCACGCCACAUCUAUAGCAUGCCAAUAGAAGGUUAUUGUGAAUACGUGGAUUUCUUGCACCUGGACUACUGCCCCAGGCUCGUACAUGUGCUCUCGGUGUCCAUACGUCCAGGUGGAUUCAUGACCCAUUUGAUUACCCUAGAGAUAUUGUGGUGCGGAGAUCUUAGGCAGGUGUUCCCUUUGAGCCUUGAGCUUCAAGAGCAGGAUAAUAUUCUAGAAUGUCCCAUGCUGAGGCGCAUCCACCUGCACGAGCUCCCCAUGCUGCAUUACAUCUGUGGUCGUAGGAUAUUUGCGCCUAAACUCAAGAUCAUCAAGAUCAGGGGCUGCUGGAGCCUCGAGCGUCUGCCUGCUAUCGGACGCAACACCAAGCCGCCCAUGGUGGAUUGCGAGAAGGAAUGGUGGGACAACCUAGAGUGGGACGGGUUGGAGAAGUACCAUCACCCUUCCCUCUACAAGCCGAGCCACUCGGUGUACUACAAACCCCAGCUGCCCAGAGGCACCAUACUCAGGUGA
Messenger RNA from Triticum aestivum (bread wheat), 2697 nucleotides. RefSeq lists its product as uncharacterized. NCBI's taxonomy places the organism in Eukaryota, Viridiplantae, Streptophyta, Magnoliopsida, Poales, Poaceae. The coding region runs from base 1 to 2697 and encodes 898 amino acids. The transcript has 3 exons. The record is from RefSeq and is a predicted model, not a curated record.